AUGGCCUGCUGCUCCACUAGCUUCUGUGGAUUUCCCACCUGUGCCACCAGUGGGAACUGUGGCUCCAGCUGCUGCCAGCCCAGCUGUUGCCAGACCAGCAGCUGCCAGCCCAGCUGCUGCCAGACCAGCAGCUGCCAGCCCAGCUGCUGCCAGACCAGCAGCUGCCAGCCCAGCUGCUGCCAGACCAGCUGCUGCCAGCCAACCUGCUGCCAGACCAGCUGCUGCCAACCAACCUGCUGCCAGACCAGCUGUUGCCAGCCAACCUGCUGCCAGACCAGCUGCUGCCAGCCCAGCUGCUGUGGGACCAGCUGUGGCACUGGUGGUGGCCAGGAGGGUGGCUGCGGAGCUGUGAGCUGCCGAGUCAGGUGGUGCCGCCCUGACUGCCGCGUGGAGGACACCUGCCUGCCCCCCUGCUGCGUGGUGAGCUGCACGCCCCCAACCUGCUGCCAGCUGCACCAUGCCCAGGCCCCCUGCUGCCGCCCAUCCUACUGUGGACAGUCCUGCUGCCGCCCAGCCUGCUGCUGCUACUGCUGCCAGCCCAGCUGCUGCCAGCCCACCUGCUGUGAGCCCACCUGCUAA
This is a messenger RNA of Mustela lutreola (European mink), 579 nucleotides long. Its product is annotated as keratin-associated protein 9-3-like. NCBI's taxonomy places the organism in Eukaryota, Metazoa, Chordata, Mammalia, Carnivora, Mustelidae. The record is from RefSeq and is a predicted model, not a curated record. Gene Ontology annotation, cellular component: keratin filament. The transcript has a single exon. The coding region runs from base 1 to 579 and encodes 192 amino acids.